GUGUGUGUGUUUGUGAGCCAAAACAACAAAAACCCAUUUUUUUCACAGAGAGAAGAAUCAUCUUGAUUCAAUGUUGAUACAGAGCAUCCUCUGUUAGGGUUUUUUCUAGGGUUUCUUCCUUCUUUCUUUCUUUCAGAUUAGUUUCUUAUUGGGUUGUCCGUAGAAUCAGAAUUUGGAUUUGGUUCAAUCUUCUUUGUGAAAACAAUCAGAUUUUGAUUACUGGGUUUUUUAAAAGACUGUUUUUUUUUCCCUAAUUUUGAUUUGCUUCUUCUGGGUAUUGUUAAAGAGACGAAAGAUUUGGGUUUUUGUUAAGAAAGGAUGAUUUCGUCGUUGAUGGUAUCAGCUAUACAGGUAGCAGAGCUAUCAGUUAGCUCUAUUGUUCAUAUGGUAUAUGGGCUUUACAUAUUCAGCUCCGCUGUCGCCGGAGAUCUUACUCAGACGUUGACUGAAUCAAUCUUCAAACCCAAAGCCAACAUUGAAGUCAAACGAAUUGACCAAGAGAAGACGACAGACGUCAAUGCUUUGCCUCCUAUUGUUUUGGUUCAUGGGAUUUUCGGAUUUGGGAAAGGAGUAAAUUUUAGUCUUAGGGUGUAUUUUGCUGAUGAAGGAUGUGUUUGGUGUUUUUGUAGGGCAAGAGAAUUGUUUUAUUAUCUGAAAGGUGGAUUAGUUGAUUAUGGAGAAGAUCACAGUAAAGCUUGUGGACACUCUCAAUUUGGUCGUUUUUAUGAAAAAGGGGAAUACCAAGAAUGGAAUGAAGAUCAUCCUAUUCACUUUGUUGGUCACUCUGCUGGUGCUCAAGUUGUUCGUGUGUUGCAGCAAAUGCUUGCUGACAAGAUGUUUGAGGGUUAUGAGAACACGAAUGAGAACUGGGUGUUGAGUUUAACAUCAUUGUCAGGAGCAUUAAACGGGACUACUCGAACAUAUAUUGAUGGAAUACAGCCGGAGGAUGGGAAGUCCCUGAAUCCUAUAUCUCUGCUUCAGAUUUGCAAACUUGGAGUCAUAAUGUAUGACUGGAUCGACAUAUGUGUUCAAGUGUGAGCAUCCGAUCAAAACUCAGUUUGGGUUUGUAUGUUUUGUUUUUUUUUUCAAGUUUUUAUAACUUUGUAAUUUUUUUAUGUUUUUUAAU
Messenger RNA from Camelina sativa (false flax), 1126 nucleotides. NCBI's taxonomy places the organism in Eukaryota, Viridiplantae, Streptophyta, Magnoliopsida, Brassicales, Brassicaceae. The record is from RefSeq and is a predicted model, not a curated record.